Dicentrarchus labrax (European seabass) is the source of this 4344-nucleotide messenger RNA. It is a transcript of the gene s100u, whose product is annotated as S100 calcium binding protein U. Gene Ontology annotation, molecular function: calcium ion binding. Gene Ontology annotation, cellular component: perinuclear region of cytoplasm. NCBI's taxonomy places the organism in Eukaryota, Metazoa, Chordata, Actinopteri, Moronidae. The transcript has 3 exons. Bases 174 to 887 code for a protein of 237 amino acids. The record is from RefSeq and is a predicted model, not a curated record.
GAAAAAAAAAAAAAAAAAGCCUAAAUCACGGAAGAGAUUCUGCUGUCCUACUAGUUUGGCAAGUUCUCUAGGCUCAAAGCGGCGUAGAAAAGGCGGAGAAGAGGGCAGAAACUCAAAUUUGCGCACAUUUAUACACAUCUCUUUUCCCGCAGACUGUAUACGAGACAGGAGUCAUGGAGGCUGCCAUUCAGACCCUGGUGAAGGUCUUCCUGAAGUCGGCCAAAGGAAAGGAGAGUCUAGGAAAGAAAGAAUUCCAGGGUCUUGUCAAGAACCAGCUCUCCAACAUCCUUUCGGACACAGACAGCAAAGAGGCGGUCAACAACAUGGGCCAGGGACUGGAUGCCGACCAGGAUGGCAAAGUUGGCUUUGAGGAGUACAUGAAGCUGGUCGGGUACCUGGCGGUCUCGCUCAGCGACCAGCGUAAUCUCGCCAAAGAGGAGUCCGCCCAAAAUUCUGCGUCCGGUCAAGUGGCGCAGUCAAGUGCCCAGGACAAAGAGGAGAAGAAGCCAGAGGCAAACGCAGGAGCAAAAGAGGAAGCAAAGCCAGAGGCAAAUGUGGAGGCAAAGGCGGAAGCAACUGCUGAAGUAAAGGCAGAAGCCAAUGCAGACCGAAAGGUAGAAUUAAAGGUAGAAGCAAAUGCAGACCCAAAGGUAGAAUUAAAGGUAGAUGCAAAGGCAGAGGGGGCGACGAUGCCUGAGGCAGCAAAGGUGGAGGAGAACCCAGCAGCAGCGGCGGUGGUGGCUGCAGUAGAGGAAUCAGCAUCAGCAGUGGAAGUGGCCGUGAAAGAAGUGGUGGAGGAAACAGAAAAGGUGGAGGAAGAUGCGGAGAAGCUGGCUGCAGCUGUGGAGGAAGAAGUGGAGAAGAAGAUAGAGGAGGCAACCUCAUAGGGGACAAUCCAUUCCAUCACAAAAAAAAUUACACUAAACGCUUACAAUCAACACUACACAAAACACAGCAUUAAUGCCAAAAGAAGUUGGUAAGCCACUAAUGAGUUUUUUUAAUUCACACAACUUUGAAAUACAAAAUAUCAGUAAAAGUUCAAACACUACAAUCCCAGCUCUAAAGAAACCCUACUCCUUAUAUAUGAUAAAUAAUACAUCUACAUGACAGAAUUAUUGCUUUGUACUACUAGUUACCACUAUGUUCAUGUGUACAGCAUGUGCAUCCCACUAUAUAGCACAUUUACCUCAUUACGAUAAUAUACUAUGAUAGCAUGCAGACGUACACUAUCAUAUGCAUGCCAUAUCCCUGUGAAAACCUAACUGCAAAAUAUGAUUUACCUGCAAAGUGUCACUGUAUGUUAACACACCACUGCAGCCAAGAUAUUUAGUUUAAAUCCCCUGCUCUCCCCACUUUUAUCUUUAUCUGGGUCUCUUCUGCAACUCUACUUACUGUACAUUGGUCUUUGGUAAAACAUCAGCAGUGUACAUCUUGCUAUGCACUAAUGUUUUAAAAGAAUAGUUGGACAUUUUGGGAAAUACACUUAUUAGCUUUCUCACCAACAGUUAGAUGAGACAAUCGACACCACUCUUAUAGGUGUCCACUGAAUAUGAAGCUACAGUUAGUAGCUGGAUAGCUCAACUUAACAUAAAGCUUGCCUGUAUCUGUUCAAAGGCAAAAAACCUGUCUACUAGCACGUCUAAAGUUAUAUCUGGACAGUUUUAAUCUUGUUUACACUUUGGUUUUAUAUAACGAGUUAAUUUGUGAGCUUUAGAGGUGCUGGAGGUGGAUUUUGUUGCAUUUGGACAGAGCCAAACUAGCUGGUUUCCUAAUCAGCUGCUGGCUGUAGCCUAAUUUUUACCACACAUAUAAGAAAGUAGUAUUAAUCUUCUCUUCCAACUCUUGGCAAGAAAGCUACUAAUAUCCCAAAAUGUUGAGCUAGUCCUUUAGAGGUUGCAUGAUAAUCUGUCAAAACACUAUAUACGUUUUUUACAUUCAUUUUUUACAUCUUUUAACUCACCAUGCUAUGGAGCUGAUUUGGCAUGACAAUAAACAAAUUGUUUUGCUGGAGCUUUGCAUUAAUUCAGCUCAUCUCAGUUGUGUUCUCAAUAUCCCAUCACACCCUCUUCUUUCUCUCUUCCUAGCCUACUUCAUGUGCUCUUCUCUUUCUUUUUUUCCUAAAUUCUCGAAGGUUCACUUCAUGUGGAUCAUGCAGUAUGUUCUCUUCACUCAAAGUCAGCCAUGGAUUAGGAACUGGAAGAUCAGGUGUGUCCCUUGGCUAAAUAAUUAAGGUUCAAGAGUGGAAUCCACACCAAAGGACCCUUACGGUCAAGAAGGGAGCCCAAAAUAGUCCCAUGGGAGUGGACUGGUGACUAGAGGAGCAGGUCAGAGAAGGUGUUCAUGCAACCUAAUUCACCUGGAUUAGACCUGGUAGAGAGGAACAAGAUAACAAAAACAAAAGAAAAACAUAACAGGUGUCACUCAGUGGCAGUUAUCUCAAGUACUCUUUGAUGCAUUUUCAUUCGGUUUGUGUCUUCCAAACCAUAUUGCAUAUCAAGGGCCAGGUUUUUACUUAUUGAUCCAUGAAGGUGCUGAACGGUACAUUAUCACCUGGUGGUAUACUGGAUUGGAGUGACAGAAACUUGACCUUUGUUUUUGUUUCUCUUUAAAAUUGCUUAUUGUUGCUCAUUGUUUUCUGCUGGUCUUAGCACCACUUGUUCAGGCUUGCGUGUUUGUGUGUCGGUCACACCCUCAUACAGUUUAAAGACCCUGUUUGACCUGCAACUGGAUCCUUGUGUCCCAGGCAUUGGGAAACUACUGGAUUAGGCAUUUGAUGGGUAACACACCCUGGGACACAAACAAUUACAUGAAAGUAAUCCCGGGCUCCGGUGAUCCUGCCCAUCAGAUGAGGUGGUACUGUCAGAGAGAUCAGUGUCAGAGGUUGUGCUUAUUUUAGAAAAAAAAAAAAGAAUACUGAGCCAUCAAUAUGAAUUUAUGUGGUGUGAUCUUUUACAAUAAGACGCAAUAAGGUGUUGCAUGCUAUCGGAAACUUGCUAGUAUUACCAUUUUAUUGCAGUUAUUGUGGCCAAAUAUUUAAGUAUGACACGGCCUCUUUAUAUUUAACUCUUUCUUGUUUGGGACACUAUGGACACUUAAAAAUCUGCUUCUGUCACAUGUCACAUUAUUUGCAAUUUGUUAAUUACAAUUUAAUGAUUUGUAAAUUGUCUCAUCAUCAAUAAUGCAACCAUGAGAAAAAGGCUCGUGUUGCAGGCCUGCUGUGCAACAGGUCUGCCUGGCCGGCCGCAUGGUGCUUAAGGCACACACAUUUUGGGCACACUACCAAAUGUGCACCUUAUGCAAUGUAACAGCACCUGGCACUUCAAACUGCUCAGCAGCAAAAUGGGCAAGACAAAUAAACCUGAGUCAUGUGGUCACCCUGCCUCACUGCGACACUCCCAUUGCAAAUACUCUCUCAUUUACACUCACUCUGCUCAGCCUUUAUACUCAUUGUACGCUGUGUUUCCUGCAUGCUCUAUUACUAACACAUUUAUUAGACAUUUUGGGCUAUUUAGAGUAUUAUUUUUUUCUUUUAUUAAAACCUAUAUUCUUUUCAUAUCAAAACAUUUUCUUAUCAUGGUACUUCCUGUGAAUAAUGGAAACAUAUCACUCUCUUGCACCAUCUACAGCCAGCUUCCUGUUCAACAUUAACAUAGGCCUAUAUACGUACUAUACUGGCAAGCUGCAUACCGUAUUUGCUAUUCCCCGCAUGUUUCGUGCACAGGCGUGGAUUAAACAUCAUCUGGAAAUUAUUUUAUCACAGCUAAUGCUUUCUUUUAACCUAUUUGGAAUAGCAAAUGGAUGGAGUGAACUGUUUUCUUUCAGAGAGGUUGAACUGUCUGCCCUGGCAGUUUUGUUACUGUCCCAUAGUGUAAACCCCACCCAACCGUAACUCCAUGUAGAUUAAAAACAUGCUGGAACGAAACACAGCAGAUUUGCAGCAGGGAGUGUUUGCAUCCAGAUUUUCAUUGCCACACAAUGAGUCUCAUUCAUUCUUUGACACAGUAGAUGAAGAUAAAAGCCUGUGUUCUCCCAGUGAAAGUGUACAUACACGUUAUAUGGAUGUGCUUUAAAGGCUCAUAGGGUAAAACUGUUUUGUGAUUUUGGGACCAUUCCCAGGAUAUUGUCCAGGCUGUCAUCAUCGUGUGUUGAUGUACUCUGUUUAUUUCCUGCCAAGUACUAGAGGGUGUGUGUUUGUGUUUAGCAGUUGGACUAAUUUCAGUCCACAGUCAUGUCCAGUAAACUCCACUAUGCUAGUGUUUCAACUUCAUAUGUAACGCUGUAUCAUUUUUGCUUAUUCUAUGUAACAUUUGUAAUGGCUAAUAUUGAAUAAAACUGUGACGAUAA